Piliocolobus tephrosceles (Ugandan red Colobus) is the source of this 650-nucleotide messenger RNA. RefSeq names its product fatty acid binding protein 12 (gene FABP12). The transcript has 5 exons. Gene Ontology annotation, molecular function: lipid binding. Lineage: Eukaryota; Metazoa; Chordata; Mammalia; Primates; Cercopithecidae. The coding region runs from base 160 to 582 and encodes 140 amino acids. The record is from RefSeq and is a predicted model, not a curated record.
UUUUUCAUGGUUACUGGAUCAAAAAGUACAGAUUUAACAUCUCACAAAAUGACAGCAGAACGUGAGAAUUGUAUUAAAAAUAAGUUCCCAUACUACUUCAGGGAAUACCAACAUACACAUGAAACUACUUUUCUCUGAGAUCGACUUAUCUCAGACAGAAUGGUUGACCAGCUCCAAGGAACAUGGAAGUCCGUUUCUUGUGAAAAUUUCGAAGAAUACUUGAAGGAGCUGGGUAUAGGAAGAGCCAGCAGGAAACUGGGCUGUUUGGCAAAACCCAUUGUGACCAUCAGUACAGAUGGAGAUGUCAUCACAAUAAAAACCAAAAGCAUCUUUAAAAAUAAUGAGAUCUCCUUUAAGCUGGGAGAAGAGUUUGAGGAAAUCACACCAAGUGGCCACAAAACAAAGAGUAAAGUAACCUUAGAUAAGGAGUCCCUGAUUCAAGUUCAGAACUGGGAUGGCAAAGAAACCACCAUAACGAGAAAGCUGGUGGAUGGGAAAAUGGUGGUGGAAAGCACUGUGAACAGUGUUAUCUGUACACGAACAUACGAGAAAGUAUCAUCAAAUUCAGUCUCAAACUCUUAAGGCUUUCUCAAGCUGUCCUCCAAACUACUGAGGUUGUUUAAAUAAAACUCCAAAGUAAAAUAUUAAAA